Molecule: messenger RNA, 3054 nt
Organism: Cryptotermes secundus
Lineage: Eukaryota; Metazoa; Arthropoda; Insecta; Blattodea; Kalotermitidae
Product: pollen-specific leucine-rich repeat extensin-like protein 1
Exons: 5
Coding region: 122-1864 (580 amino acids)
Source: RefSeq, a predicted model, not a curated record
AGGGUGAGGAAAGAACACCAGAAACACGGACCUGGGAUUUCCGGUUGGAUAGGUAACUGCGAAACCAGCUUACAUAACCAACAGAAAGCCCAGCAGCACUUAGCUUGUGAAGAAGAAGAGAAUGUGGGACAAGGUCGAAUGCAUUGCUCAGAUGAAAAUAAAUGGCAUCAGCUUGUCUCUGGGAGCCAACUAUAGGGGAGAUAAAAUCAAUUCUGUGCUGCUUAUAUUACUACUGACAACAGUGUGGGAUGCCAGAGGUGAGCCACCUGGACAGAUCACAAGAGGGGCUGUGAUACAUUUUGGAGAAGAUGCUGCAACUCAGUAUGCCAAGGAAAGUUACAAUGGAGUACAAGGAUCGCGUUACUUUGCUACAUCUGGGACCCACCAACUGCCAGGAUUCCAGCAGCCACUGCUGGUUUAUCCUGGAUCAGUUCUUGGAACUGGUCCCAUUAUUAUACCAACACAAGUGGGGAUACAGACUGUGGCUGGUGGUGACCAGGGAAUUCCAUAUUAUGGUUACUUCGUGUCCAGUACUCCAUCACUGCAACCACCUGCAACACUGCCACCACCACCGCCACUGCCGCUGCCGCCUCUGCCACCACCGAUACCUGUAUCACCACCCCCUAUACACACAAAUGUGGAUCUUACAUAUGAUUCACUCUCAUUAUCUUCAUCUCUGAGUGGAGUACCUUACAGUCCUCCUGCAUACACUACACCAGCUCCCCCUUCAGCGCCACAACCAGUACCAACAUCUCCACCACCAAUGCAAGCCACCACAUAUGGACCCCCUAAACCUGUGGUGCUGCGCCCGUACUUCAAAACAAAACACAAAGGAACAUAUAUAUUGGGACCACCACAUCACCAUCUCACUGUGACAAAAGCACCAAUUGGUCAUUACCAUAAUCUUAUCCCAGUCUUAUCAAAACACAUCCAUGCAGGGCCCCCAUCAGCUGUCCUCGUAAAAUCAAAACCACAUCCUUACCCUGUAAUAUACAUAGCACACAAUCCUCAUCUACCUAAAACACCACCAGCUACACUUUAUGACCCACCAGCAAGAAAACCUCAGAGUUCUGCAUCAAAUUCACUGAGUCAUCCUGACAUAACACAAGCAAUUUUCCAUCCGCAACCACACGACAGUUAUGCAGCAGCAGCAGCAGCUCUGAGCAGUUCCCACACAAGUGCAUCCUAUGCCACAAAUCCUCCUGCUACAUACAGCUUUGGGACAGCUUCAGUGUUGCCACAACCAUAUUAUGUCCCACUCAUAUCGUACACAUCAUUGUUGCGGCCACAGCAACGUAGUGAUGAAACAAAGGUACUGCACACCACUGAGAAUGUAGCUCUCAAGAUAACUUCUCAGGACACUGAUGAUGAUCAAGAGCACAACAUGGAGGAGGGGUCAGAGCAAGAGUCAAGUCCUAUGCUCUUGUAUAAAGGUGUUAGACCUCCUGUGAGACUGUAUCAUAAACCACAGUCUUCUAUAAUUCCGCUAUCUGGCAAGCAAAUGGAGUUGCAAAAUGAAGCCACAGAAACAGGAAAUAUCCUCAGCCAAGGUAGGCUCUCUGCCUUAUCUUCCUCUAGCUGGAUGCCAAUUCAUGCUCCAGAAGGAGCUGUACCUGCACGGGCUUACGAGAUUCCAGCACCGGACCUGUCGAGGGGAAACAGCCAUUAUGUGGAUGAAGGCGGUGACAAAAAAUUUCAGAUAACAGACUAUAUUCAGGAUCACAAUGGCAGAGUUUCUGCUGUUCCAGUCAGUCAAGGCAACCAGUUUCUCUCAUGGACUGAUAGUAACAUUCGCAGGAGAGACAUGUAUAAGGGGAACUCUGAGGAAGUCGUAUCUGCAGUUGUGCUUGUCAAGCAGAAGUGACUUAUGUGUGAUAUGGAACUUUGAUGACAGUAACUAUGAAAACUACUGUCUUCUGAGAUGUGAUACCAUGCAGCCUAGUAGAAGUUUGCUGACAUACCUGUGACACCCUGAUGAACUGCUACCACACUAUACAGUUUCAUAUCUUCAAAAGUGAUUUAAAUUUAAAUGUGCAAGUGGGAUUCUUCAGUUGAAGGGCAUAGAACCAGCUUGUAAACUGGCCAACUCAAUAUUCUAUCCUUUUCAUUUCAGAAGUUUGCACUAUUAAAUCCAAUAAGAAUGACUUGAGAACAUAAGUGAGGCUAUCAUCAACUAUACUGAUGAAGUUCUCCAUCUGUUUAGAAACCCCACUUGUUUUGUCUUCCAUUGUAUUGGAUUAUUUUUUGAGCUUACUAAUUUUGCUCCAUUCUAGGAUGUUUUGAGUAUCCUAAAAUAAAGUCAUAUGAUUACAAAAUUUCUCUCACAAGCAAAAUCUAUCUAAGUUAUGUUGUCUGUAAGCUUGUUGACUACACCGACAGUCUGAAUUUCCAUGGUAUAUGUUACGCCGUGGUGACAGGGGGGCGUGUAGGUAUCCCACCGCUGCCACCACAUAUUAUGCUGUAAGGGGGGGUUGAUGAAAAUAAUACUAAAUUACUCUAAACUAGGAUUCUCCUGGCUCUGGACCUUCUUCGUUGCAUACAGCUGCCACCAUAUAUUACAUCUUAAGAGGGGGUUGAUGAAAAUACUAAGUGCCGGUAGCGCGGUAGUCGUGUGUUCUACCGCUGUACCACCGCUUCCGCCAUAUAUUACGCCUCUGCAACAGAGGUGGAUUGGAUAUCUCACCGCUGUCCCCAAUUAUUAUGUUGUGGUGAUGGGGGUGGGUUAAAUACAACUACUAAUUCACUUUGUCAGUCAACCCUGCGUUGAGUUGUCCCACCGCCGUUACCAUAGGUAAUGCGUUGAUAGCAGGGUUGGGUAAAACACAGUUACUCCUUAUCUUUAUACAUAGAGUCUGUACAUAUUUCGUUGCACUGUGUAUUUCACUGGAUGAUGACCAUUUAUAGUCUAAACAUGUGGCAGAUAAUAAUAAAUGUUUUUUUUUAAAUAUAUGUUUGUAUGAUGGUUAAUGUUAUGACUUACAACACUGUCAAAACCUGAUGCUUGGAUAACUGGUUUAAAGUAACUCAAUUGUUCUCCCUGCACUUACCUGUCAC